AUGCCCUACACGCAGGCGAGGCUCCAGCAUGCCCUCCGCGCAUACCGCGAAUCCAAGACACGGGAAAUUGAAUUCGGCCACUCACCGAACAUAAGACGUCACUUGCGCUCCAACUACAACCUUCGCCAAGUAGCCCCAAGUUUGAAGAUCGUACCCGCCGUCACCUGGCAGGAUGAUGAAUCGUCUGCGGAUGAAUAUUUGCCGAGUACCCCCAGAAAACGUCGUCAUUUAGCCAGUGCCCGUAAAACGCCGAAAAGAGUCAAGCAGACCACUGACCAGAACCAUGGAACUGAAUCUCUUCCCGACGAGCAAGAGAAAGUCGAUCUACCAAGUCUUUUGGUUACCUUGAAACUCAAAUCGGACGCUGGAAAGAAGCUUUUGGGCGGUCCAGCUGACACGCUUGGAACCGGGUACGAAUCCAACAUUAAAGGAGGCGGAUGGAACUCUGUGCAAGGAGAAGAGUCGUUGGGACGUCUUGACCCACCUGAUCCUCAAGAAGGCCAUCGCAUCAAAGCGGCUCAGGACAACUUCUCCAACUGCGAUAACGAGAGCGAAAAGAUUGAUAACAAGGAUGGCCGUGUUCUGCGUAACGGGAAGAUCCUGGACGAAGAUCGGGUCGUCAGUCAGCGGUGCAGUGCUUGCAGAGCUGCGAGGAAGAAAUGCGUGUCGGCCCUUGGGAAGCCUGGUAUUUUAUCCUGCGUUCGAUGCUCCCAAAAAGAGGUCGAGUGUGAUAUGGGUAAUGGAGAAGUCGCCCUCAAGGAAGAAAGAGAAGAUGACAUCGACUCAGACGUGACUCCUCGAUCUGGCCCCAGGCGCCUACAACGCCCCUCCCCCGAUGUCAAAUCGGGCUCUGUUGGUAUGGAAUCGCCAACAAAGACCCCUACGUCGAGGGCACUGGCAAGCCAAUUUGUCAAGCCUCAUGUUAGUCCACCGCGCCAGAAUCCUUUGCUCACUCAAAUAGGAGCAUCUUUCGAUAAUCCAAUCGUCCUUGACUCGCCUCCGUCUUCUCCACGUCAGGCAGAGUUUUAUCCUCCCGCAGAGGCCACCGGCAGAAUCGUCGUGAUCACAACACCUUGGGCCCACCCUGUUCAGUACAAGCAUAUCCCUACCAAAACAAAGCCCUGCCAUUUUUGCUUGGAUUUUCGAUAUGGUAUCUAUGGAUAUGGUAAAAUCACCGUGGAAGUGAUCCGGUACCCGUCCUUCCAGGGCCAGGACACGGGCGCGGGCCAAUAUGAGGAAACCGGCAACGGCCAUCGAGCGCGAGGUCGUGAAGCUACACGGAUGUGCGUCAGCUGUGCGCUGAGCCGACUGUAUAUCUCUCGAUGCAACAACCAUCGCUUCAAACAGUUUCUAAGCCAUUCACCCGAGCGUCUACUCCAAUACAAUGGUCAGGUCCAGGUACAGCCCUUCCAUCCUCCACUCAAAGUGGGCGCAUACCCGACAUGUUCAAUCUGUCCGAAAGCCGCUCUUUGGAAGUGCUGCUCAAAACAACAAUUCGACAAGGUUGGACGAGCCUUGUCGCCAGAGGACUGUCAUGGACAAGGAUGCGGGCUAGUUCUUUGCCAUGAAUGCCGGGCUAAUGUCAUCGGUAAAGGGGAAUUAACGCUACCGGUCAAGGGACUUUGUCGUGCGGAUGCCGAGUUCUUGUUCCCGGGUAGCGCGCUUCAUAUGGCUUACGAUUAUUGA
This is a messenger RNA of Exophiala dermatitidis NIH/UT8656, 1686 nucleotides long. RefSeq lists its product as uncharacterized. The record is from RefSeq and is a predicted model, not a curated record. Lineage: Eukaryota; Fungi; Ascomycota; Eurotiomycetes; Chaetothyriales; Herpotrichiellaceae. Gene Ontology annotation, molecular function: zinc ion binding; DNA-binding transcription factor activity, RNA polymerase II-specific. Gene Ontology annotation, biological process: regulation of DNA-templated transcription. The transcript has 2 exons. Bases 1 to 1686 code for a protein of 561 amino acids.